This is a messenger RNA of Solanum tuberosum (potato), 1004 nucleotides long. Its product is annotated as ethylene-responsive transcription factor ERF038-like. The coding region runs from base 270 to 716 and encodes 148 amino acids. Lineage: Eukaryota; Viridiplantae; Streptophyta; Magnoliopsida; Solanales; Solanaceae. The record is from RefSeq and is a predicted model, not a curated record. The transcript has a single exon.
AAGAUGAAUCUCCCAUUAUUUUCAACAACAAUCAAACAACUUCUUCUUCAUCUCUAACAAAAAGACCAAUAACCUUAAAAUCAUCAAAUCAAGAAACCAAUCACAACAAGAAAAUCAAAUCCAGUACUGAAAAAACCAAGAAAAUUGAUGACUCAAAACACCCAAUUUACCACGGUGUUCGAAAACGGAGCUGGGGAAAAUGGGUGUCUGAAAUUCGCGAGCCGAGGAAAAAAUCUAGAAUUUGGCUUGGUACUUUUUCUACUGCUGAAAUGGCUGCCAGAGCACAUGAUGUAGCUGCAAUUGCCAUUAAGGGUCACUUAGCUUUACUCAAUUUCCCUGAAUUAGCUCAUCAAUUUCCUAAACCAUCUUCGAAAUGCGCUAAAGAUAUUCAAUCAGCAGCCGCUAAGGCUGCAGCUUUGGAUAUUUUACCAAGAAAUUUUAUGGAAAAACAGAGUACAGAUGAGUUAAUGGAAAUGCCCUGUUCUCCUGAAGAAAUAGAGUCAACAGAAUCAUCUUUGAGGAGUAAUAACGAAGACCCUUUUCUUGAUUUGCCUGAUCUUCUUAUGGAUCUUACUCAAAAAUUUGAUAAAUUCUAUUACGACAAUUCACCAUGGGAUUUGGCUGGAGCUGUAAGCAAUGACUCUAAUUACUGUGAAUUUUGGCCUGAAGAAGAUCUUUGUUUGUGGGACUACAUCCUCGAAGCCCCACAACUGUAAUAGUAUAAUUUUUCAACGAAAGGUAUUAAACUAAAUGGACGCAUAUUGAAGGUCUCUAAAUGUGGGAUUAUAGCAAUGGAACUGCAUUCGAAAUCCCAUUAUUGACAUCAAUAUAAUUUUUCGACGAAAGGAUUCAGUCGAAUGAAAAAUAAUUGAAGAUCAUGGAUGAAGUCUCUGCAGUAGUAUGCUUAGUAACAAAAAGUGAAACUGACAGUAAUUUUUGUUUUUACCUCAUUGAAUUCAUGAAAAAUAAGUACUCUCUUUAUACGAGGGGAGCCUUGCGGCAAU